This is a messenger RNA of Mandrillus leucophaeus (drill), 1550 nucleotides long. RefSeq names its product solute carrier family 25, member 41 (gene SLC25A41). The transcript is spliced from 7 exons. The coding region runs from base 87 to 1199 and encodes 370 amino acids. NCBI's taxonomy places the organism in Eukaryota, Metazoa, Chordata, Mammalia, Primates, Cercopithecidae. Gene Ontology annotation, biological process: transmembrane transport. Gene Ontology annotation, molecular function: ATP transmembrane transporter activity. The record is from RefSeq and is a predicted model, not a curated record.
AACCCUCCCACUAGACACUCCCGCAUGGUAGCUGGAGCGGCAAACUACUGCUUAGAGAUUUGAAGCCAGGUGUCCUAACUUCCUCCAUGGGCGCUCAGCCUGGAGAACCUCAGAACCCUUGCUCCAGGAUCCAGACGCUCUUUAGGAGGGUCAAGACCUUACUCAUCAAAGCCCCGCCUCCCCCGCCACCUCCACCCCCACCCCCAUCCUGGAACCCUGGCUGUACACACGUGUAUGGAUACGUGUUUGGACACAUGCAUGACAACAACCUUGACCAUCUCCCGUCACAGCAGGUGCUGGACACAGGAGAGCAGCUGAUGGUCCCUGUGGAAGUCCUGGAAGUGGAUAACGAGGGGACCUUGUGGAAGUUUCUGCUCUCAGGAGCAAUGGCUGGGGCGGUGUCUCGCACAGGCACGGCACCUCUGGACAGAGCCAAAGUGUACAUGCAGGUCUACUCCUCCAAGACGACCUUCACCAACCUGCUGGGGGGGCUACAGAGCAUGGUCCAGGAGGGAGGCUUCCGCUCCCUGUGGCGGGGCAACGGCAUCAACGUGCUCAAGAUUGCUCCCGAGUAUGCCAUCAAGUUCUCCGUAUUCGAGCAGUGCAAGAAUUACUUCUGUGGAAUACAUGGGUCCCCGCCCUUCCAGGAGCGUCUCCUCGCCGGUUCCCUGGCCGUGGCCAUCUCCCAGACCCUCAUCAACCCCAUGGAGGUGCUAAAGACACGGCUGACCUUGCGACGGACGGGCCAGUACAAGGGGCUACUGGACUGCGCCAGGCAGAUCUUGCAGCGGGAGGGCACCCGCGCCCUUUACCGCGGCUACCUGCCCAAUAUGCUCGGCAUCAUCCCCUACGCCUGCACCGACCUGGCUGUCUAUGAGAUGCUCCAGUGCUUCUGGCUGAAGUCAGGCAGGGAUAUGGGGGACCCCAGUGGCCUGGUCAGUCUGUCAUCUGUGACGCUAUCCACGACCUGUGGCCAGAUGGCCAGCUACCCACUGACUCUGGUGCGCACCAGGAUGCAGGCCCAAGAUACCGUGGAGGGCUCAAAUCCCACCAUGCGCGGAGUCCUCCAGCGGAUCCUGGCCCAGCAGGGCUGGCUAGGGCUGUACCGAGGCAUGACCCCCACGCUACUGAAGGUCUUACCAGCAGGUGGCAUCAGCUAUGUGGUGUACGAAGCCAUGAAGAAAACCCUGGGCGUAUAGGCUGUGAGCUGGACGACACAGCCUAGGCAGAAAUGGGACAGGAGGACCUGAUGACCCCUGGCCUCAAAGAGCCCUCAAGGCCUCAAGGCUCAGGCCCUGGAGCAGUUGUUGGCGGCAAAAGCAGGCUGGGGGUGGGGUGGGGGUGGGGCGCUGGGUCAGAAGAUUCCUGAGGCUGGGGUUGGUGGGUGGGGGGUGAUGCUGCGUCAGAAGAUUCCCGGGGCUCCCUCCCCACGGUGCAGCCUGAGACAAGAAACGUGGACUCCAGUCUGGCUCCUUGUGGGUCGUCCUGGCUCCAGGGCGAAAUGGUGAACAUGUCACACAACGAGGAAUAAAGAGAUGGUUUUUGUUGAA